This is a messenger RNA of Arctia plantaginis, 963 nucleotides long. Lineage: Eukaryota; Metazoa; Arthropoda; Insecta; Lepidoptera; Erebidae. The record is from the annotation of a GenBank genome assembly.
AUGUCUGUAAGUGUUCCGCGAGUUAAGUUCAAUAACGGGUUGACCUGUCCUAUCUUGGGGCUCGGCACAUGGCAGGCAGCGCCAGGCGAAGUGACCCGGGCCGUGAGCCACGCUAUCGACAUUGGCUACCGGCACAUAGACGGUGCACAUCUGUAUUAUAACGAGAAAGAGGUUGGACAAGCGAUCAAGGAGAAAAUUAAGCAGGGCGUUGUAAAAAGAGAGGACCUUUUUAUAACAUCAAAGUUAUGGAAUACAUAUCACAGGGCGGAUUUAGUAGAAAAAGCUGUAAAAAUGUCGCUGUCUGAUCUUGGAUUGGAUUAUUUGGAUUUAUAUCUCAUUCACUGGCCCAUGGCUUACAAGGAAGGCGAUAAUAAUUUUCCAUUGGAUUCCAAUGGGUUAGCGAUUGCUUCUGACGCUGAUUAUGUGGAUACUUGGAAAGCCAUGGAGAAACUAGUUGAAAAGGGAUUUGUAAAAAGCAUUGGAGUUAGCAACUUCAAUUCUGUGCAAUUGACUCGAAUUUUGAACGUGGCUUCGAUUAAACCCGUGACCAAUCAGGUCGAAUGCCACCCGUAUUUAAAUCAAAACAAGCUUUUUGAAUUCUGUAAAGAAUGGAACAUAAUAAUAACCGCAUAUAGUCCCCUGGGCAGCCCCAAACGCCCUUGGGUAAAACCUGGCGAACUUUACUUGAUGGAAGAUCCAAAAGUGAUAACUGUAGCAAAAAGGUGGAACAAAAGUCCAGCACAAGUUUUAAUAAGAUACCAAAUAGAAAGAGGGAUUAUCGUGAUACCCAAAUCGGCGUCUAAAACUCGCAUAGAGGAGAACUUCAAGGUUUGGGAUUUCCAGCUGACAAAAGAUGACAUUGAUCUUCUGGACAGUUUAGAUUGUAGCUGUCGCUUUAUACCACAAUCAGAAGGGCGUGCACAUAAGGAUCAUCCUUUCUCUAAUCCUGCCGUCAUCUUCUAA